Triticum aestivum (bread wheat) is the source of this 2892-nucleotide messenger RNA. Its product is annotated as serine/threonine-protein kinase PBL13. Gene Ontology annotation, biological process: protein phosphorylation. Lineage: Eukaryota; Viridiplantae; Streptophyta; Magnoliopsida; Poales; Poaceae. The record is from RefSeq and is a predicted model, not a curated record. Bases 584 to 2476 code for a protein of 630 amino acids. Gene Ontology annotation, molecular function: protein kinase activity; ATP binding. The transcript has 11 exons.
CUUUCUCUCCCAACCCAAUCAUCCGAAUCCCCAAUCCCUUUCUACAUCUUUCUCUCUCUUCCCGUGCAAACUCAGUCCCCAUUUCUCUACCUCGUAGAAACUAGCAAAUCAGGCUGCCGGGGAGGCGGGGAGACAUUGAGGAGCGAAGGCGGGAGCAGCGUGCGAGCGCCGCUAGCCACAGCCAGGGCUUGCCAACUGACGGCAGCCGCGUCGCCACUUGCUCAGCCGGCCAUCCCGUAACGCCGAGCAGCUGCCCGUCCGCUCGCGAGACGCAGAGGGCGCGAGCAACCCAGCAGGUUCAGACAUUCGGUGCUGAGCAGAUUUGGAACUCCAUAGCAGUUUCCAACUUCUUGCUUGUUCUGCAUAUCACUAUCACGCCACAGGCAAGUAUCAAAACCUUGCAUCAUAUAUUAUCGUUGUGUUUUCAUACAUCAGUCAGACUUAUCAGAUUUCGUGCAAGCUCAAUUGGUCAUUUGAGGGAGGUCAACUAGGAAAGAAAGCAGUUCUACCUGUAAAAUAUAGACAUUGAUUUUCUUCUUCAGGUAACCAUUUGGGUUCAUUCUCUACCAGAGAAAGGAAUAACAUGGACGAUCUAAGUGCAGUGCCAAGGGUUAUGUCGUUCCAGUUAUUAAAUGAAAUUACAAAAAAUUUCUCUGCAGACAUGAAAAUUGGCACUGGAUCAUUCGGAAAUGUUUAUAAGGGACAGCAUACAGAUGGGGAAUGGAUUGCUGUGAAGCUUCUUCAUAAUUACAUUCCAGGACUUGAAGAUGAGCAAUUUGAGAAGGAGUAUCACAAUCUCGCAAAUCUGCAACACAAAAAUAUUGUGCGGUUAGUUGGCUAUAGUCAUGAAACUCGGCGAGAAUUCCUACCUUAUAAUGGUGACCUGGUCUUGGCUGACAUUACACAGAGAGCACUUUGCUUUGAAUAUAUGCAAAAUGGAAGCCUUGAGAAAUUUCUUACUGAUGAAUCUAAGGAACGUGAUUGGCGCACACGCUAUGCAAUAAUUAAAGGAAUUUGUCAGGGUUUGAAAUAUCUUCAUGAGGAAUUGCAAACUCCUAUGUAUCAUUUGGAUUUAAAACCAGCCAAUGUACUGCUAGAUGAAAAUAUGGUGCCCAAAAUCGCGGAUUUUGGCUUGUCAAGGCUCUUCAGAGGAGAACAGUCAAAAUUCACAAAAAGUGACAUAGGAACACGUGGGUAUCUACCACCGGAAUAUAUUGACGCCUGUAUAAUCUCCAUUAAGUUUGACAUAUUCAGUUUGGGUGUGGUAAUUAUAAAGAUAAUGGCUGGACCAACGGAGCACUUUCGAAGUGCUGAAAUGUCUCCCCAAGAAUUCAUAGAGAUUGUACAUGCUUACUGGAAGACUAAGCUACAAACAACAUUGGUUCACGCGUUGGAGCCAUAUUCCAAACAAGUAAAGAGAUGCAUCGAAAUAGCUUUAAAUUGUGUGGAUGCAGAUCGACACAAAAGACCAAGUAUAGGGGAAAUCAUUAAUGUUUUGAAUGAGACGGAGAUUGCAAUACAAGUCCUUGGCGCUUCAAUGAAUCACACAGGGUCAUCGAUGAACAAGAUAAAUAGUGACCGGGAAAGAGAGUUCCUUAGGUAUGCCAAGGAAACGCUGUAUUAUGUACAUCGAGGGCAAGGGAACACAUCAUUUGAGAUAAAUAGCGACCAGGAAAGAGAGUUCCUUAGGGAUGCCAAGGAAACGCUGGAUUAUGUACAUCGAGGGCAAGGGAACACAUCAUUUGAGGACUUCCGACAAACUCACAUAGCAGAACUAGAAGAACAAGAGAGAAAAGGACUGAGCACGGCGGUGAAUCUCUUUGGUGAAGUAGUUGACAACUACAAGUUGGAUCAAAUGCCAGGGUACAAGGGGAAACCCAAGAAGCGGGAAGACCGAGCACGAGAGGCCUUGAAUCUGAUGUGCGAGGACCGCAAAGAUGUCAUGGCUUGCAGGUACUUGUGUCCCAAGGUAAUCAUCCAAGUCUACUGGCCGCGGGCCACGCAGUGCUUCAUCUAUAACGCGACCGGCGACACCCUCUACCACGUCGGCAACCAUGACUGGUCUGGGCACAUCCUCAAUAGCAGGGGCUACCCUGAACGGAUUGGCAACGGUCAGUGGGCUGCCUUCGUUCACUGCCAAGGGUCAUUUUCAGGUUCGAUGGCAUCGGUUAUCUAUCGUGGCAAGAACAAAGAUGGUGGAGAUCAGCACUACCUGGUUUCCUGGAAUAACCCAAUUAGAUAUACUUUUGGGUUCAACAAGGCUUAUUGCGGGAUCGGCCCUGUAGACUACUUCCAUACACGUUGGGAUCAUACACUCGAUAACCUUUCAAAUUCUGAUAACUAUUCAUACGCCAAGUCUGAUGGAUGCGAGAUUGAUUCAAAAAUUGGCAAGCGUGAUGCCCCAUUUUUUAUUGCAAAGAUCACCUCGCUGGUUGGUCACCUCCAGCAUUGUGCAAGGAUUUAUAUGGAUAAAUAGAUAGUCAGUUAAUUCCGUUUGUGAGAGCAUGCCGAAUGGUGGUAUUCUUACGAUCACUUGUAAUGGAGUUAACUUUUUCCCAUGUCAUCGUUGGCGGGUAGGCCACCUCUGUCAUAAUUGCGAUCAAUUUCCCAAACUGGCAACUAACCCGAAGUUGUAGCGAUUUGCAACGAAUUACCCCGACUAGUCGCCAACCCGUGCAUUCGCACGGCCAGUUAUUUAGUAUUACAUUGUAAUCUAUAUAACAUAAAGCUAUGUGUUGUGUACAUUUACACUGGGACGUGCCAUCUAAUUUCUUUCAAAUAAGUCAUAUAGUAUUUUCAACAUGGGGAUUCAUAGGCGAAUUUAUGUAUUCCACAAAGGAGUUAGUUGGAUAACUUGAUAUUAUAUCUUUAUAUGAUUUUAUCCUUUAUAUC